AGCCAGUUGUAGUGGAUCCUAGCCAGCGGCUGUCUCUCCCCCUCUCUGUCUCCUCCUGCUGUCUCCUCCUUCACAGUCACAGGACAACAGCCUUUCAUCCCACAGGAGCAUUUUUAGCCUCCGCCGACAGCAGCUCCGUCCGUGCUCUCUCCGUGGGGGGGGGGGCUCACGGCUCGACACACCGCGGGCUCGGCGUCGUUCACACACGGAGGGAGAUGCCAUCAGAGCCGCUCCGCCUGCAGAGCUCGUCGCGGUGUUUUACUGUGAUUUGUUGAAGCAUCACUGUGGUGGUCCUCUGUUCAUUGACGUUAGCCGGCUGGCUCAAGAGGUGCGAGUGUCAUGACUGGAGCUGAGACUGAGGAUGAUAUCCCGUUAGGAGAAAGGAAGACCGUCACAGAUUUCUGUUACCUUCUGGACAAAUCCAAACAACUCUUCAACGGGCUCAGAGACCUUCCUCAGUAUGGACACAAGCAGUGGCAGUCCUACUUUGGACGGACGUUCGACGUCUACACUAAGCUGUGGAAGUUUCAGCAGCAACACAGGCAGGUUCUGGACACUCGCUACGGACUGAAGAGAUGGCAGAUUGGAGAAGUUGCAUCCAAAAUUGGACAACUUUACUACCACUACUACCUUCGUACCUCAGAAACCAGUUACCUGAACGAGGCCUUUUCCUUCUACUCUGCCAUCCGUCAGCGCUCCUACUACUUUCAGGUCAACAAAGAGGACAGGCCAGAACUGGUAGUGAAGAAGCUUCGAUACUACGCUCGCUACAUCGUCGUCUGUUUACUGCUCAACAAGAUGGACCUCGUUAAAGUUCUGGUGAAGGAGUUAUCGGAGGAGAUUGAAGAUUACACGCAGAGAUUCAACACAGAGGACCAGCUGGAGUGGAACCUGGUUCUGCAGGAGGUGGCAGCUUUUGUGGAGGCAGACCCCGUGGUGGUUCUGAACGACAACAACUCGGUGGUCGUCACCAGUAACCGUCUGCUGGAGGGCAGCGUGCCUCCGCUGGAACAAGGCAUGGUGGUUGGGCAGCUCGUCCUUGCAGAUGCACUAAUCAUCGGCAACUGUAACAACCAGGUGAAGUUCAGCGAGUUAACCAUCGAUAUGUUCCGCAUGCUCCAAGCUCUGGAGAGAGAGCCUGUGAACCUCGCCACGCAGACCUCCAAACAAGGAACGCUGGAGCCCAUUGAGAAACCAGCAAAGAGAGAAAACCCUCACAAGUAUUUGCUCUACAAACCAACGUUCAGUCAGCUUUUUACCUUCCUCUCCGCCUCUUUUAAGGAGUUACCUGCCAACAGCGUCCUGCUCGUCUACCUAUCAGCGACCGGAGUCUUCCCAACAGGUCACACCGACUAUGAAGGUCCAUAUGACUUUGGGGGAGUUCUGACCAACACGAACAGAGACGUGGUGAACGGAGAGACGGUGCAGAAGAGGAAUCAGGCGCAGAAAGAAAUGCACUGCCUUCAUCCAGGAGAUUUGUUCCCUUUCACCCGGAAACCCCUUUUUGUCAUCGUGGAUUCUACAAACAGCACAGCAUACAAGAAUUUCACUAAUCUGUUCGGUCAGCCUCUGGUCUGCCUUCUCUCACCUACCGUCUAUCCAAAGAGUGUGCAAGAUCAGUCUCAGCGGGGGAGUCUGUUCACGCUCUUCCUCUACAGCCCCCUCCUUGCCUUCUCCUCUGUGUGCGGUUUAAACAGCCUGCGGCGAGGACUGUGGGAGCAGGCGCAAGAAUUUCUAAGCAAAGUUUACCAUGACAUCGGCCAGAUGAUAACCCGAUCACGAACCAUAGAUCAAGCCUUUUUACAAUUCUUUGGUGACGAGUUCCUGCGGCUGCUUCUGAUCCGUUUUGUGUUCUGCUCAGCUGCUCUCCGGCUGCACAAAGUCUUCCGGGAAUCUCGGAGUUUCCCGGAGUCGUACCCCGAGCUCCCCAAACAGGACACGGUGGAGAGCAGCGUCCUGCAGAAGCACAUCCUGGAGCUGGCCACCAUGCUGGACGUGCAGAGUCUAUUCUGGGAUGAUUCACUGGAAGCCUACUAACACGUUCCCACAGGGCCGCAUGGCAUCAGUGUACAUACAGACUCAACUGCCAGAGCCCUCACACUCUUUCUGUUUUUUACAGGUAAAGAAUUUCAGCACAUUCACAUCACGCCCUGCAUCUGUUUACUCGUGAAACAUGAAAGAUGUUCCCAUCGAUCAGCCAGAGGGUUUCAGCUCAUGUAUAAAUUCCCCAUAUCGGAGUCUCGGUGGCUUUCCUCGUUAAAUCAGCAUCGUGUCAGAAGAGAAAACAAACAAAAGAGAGGCUGCAGAAAACUUCUCGACUCGGUUGAAGCUGCAGCCUCAGUCAUGUCACGUAAAUGUCAAGAAGUCAGAAGUCUUUUUUUGUGUUUUUUAAAAUAAUAUUUAUCAUUGUUUAUAGAGUGAAGGUUGUGUCGACGCUGUUCAGACCAAAAGAAAAGUGGAUUUCUGGUGCGGCACGGUUGGACAUGAAGUUCUGCUGCGGGACGUGAAUACACAGAAUUCAGGUCAUUUGCAUAUUUGUGCAAGUUGAAUUUUCCAAUCGUAGUAAGAGAGUCUGAUGGUGCAUCAGGAAUGUUCCAUCCAAACUCCAUAAAAAAAAUUAAAAAAAAGAAGCUCUCGGCGUCUUGCAGUCCGUCCUGACAAAUCAUGAAAUCAGACUUUAUUUUUGGGGCUUAUUAUGCCUCCAUUUUUUAGAGAGAAGACAGUGGAUAGAGAGAGGGACAGGGGGAGAGAGAGUAGGGACCAACAUGCAGGAGGAGCCACAGGUCGGAAUCAAACCUGGGCCGCCCACUUUCCAGGACUUCAGCCUCUGGGCAUGGGAUGCACGCACAAACCACUAAGCUACCAGCGCCCCAAAUUCAGACUUUUUCCUUUCAUGAUUUCAGCAUCCUUUCAUCAGACUGGGACCUGGUACUGGUCCUAGCUAACAGGUCAUCAGACUGGGACCUGGUACUGGUCCUAGCUAACAGGUCAUCAAACUGGGACCUGGUACUGGUCCUAGCUAACAGGUCAAACUGGGACCUGGUACUGGUCCAAGCUAACAGGUCAUCAGACUGGGACCUGGUACUGGUCCAAGCUAACAGGUCAUCAGACUGGGACCUGGUACUGGUCCUAGCUAACAGGUCAAACUGGGACCUGGUACUGAUCCUAGCUAACAGGUCAUCAGACUGGGACCUGGUACUGGUCCUAGCUAACAGGUCAAACUGGGACCUGGUACUGGUCCUAGCUAACAGGUCAUCAAACUGGGACCUGGUACUGGUCCUAGCUAACAGGUCAUCAGACUGGGACCUGGUACUGGUCCUAGCUAACAGGUCAAACUGGGACCUGGUACUGAUCCUAGCUAACAGGUCAUCAGACUGGGACCUGGUACUGGUCCUAGCUAACAGGUCAUCAGACUGGGACCUGGUCCGCCUCAAGUAUCUAGUAGCAUCAGGAAAGUUCCUCCAGACCCGGUUCUUUUAGGAGGAGGGUAAAUAAAGGCAGCUGCGUGCCGAUGAUGUCAUGACCUGGAAAUGUGUUUUGUUUUGGUCUGAACAGUCUGAGCGUAAAACGAGAGAGAGAGAGAGAGAGCGGUUUGACUUCUCCUCUCUGUAGGCAGCUUUGAGAUGAGCGUCACUGCAUCAGUAAAUAUUUAAUUAUUAAAGUUCAAUGUUAGCACACGCGGUUGGAGUCUGAACAAUUUCAGCCAAACGAUUCUUACUGUUCUUUGUAUUUUUGCCAAACAGUGCUCGCUGUAUAGCAGCUUAACUUGUAGCAGGCUGAGGUGCAUGAGGUCGUGUUCACUUGUAGAUAUCUCGCUCCUUCACCUCAUUAACCAGCAGGCCAUCUUUUGACCUUUAACCGCCGGCCUUUUGUGCGUAUUUAAAGUGUUUCUUUCUCCACAUCACUGUGCUGUAUCUGCAUGCAAAAAAAAAAAAAGAGAGAGAGACGCAUCACUUUUGUUCUUAUUUGUAGCCAAAACAGCCUCCACCUUUACGGACAUUGAAAGACUUUGAAGAUUUUUUUUCGAUCGAUCAGCGUUUAGGGGAGGAGCCUGUGCAUGUGCUGCAUGGGCCUGUUUGUUUGUUGUCACGGCAACAAACGAGACAGCGAUGUGUUUGAUGACUGAAGGAAAACGCCAACAUGCACCGGUGCUUUUAAACGCUUCAAUGAUUUGCCAAACACCUCUGUUACCUUAACGCUGACGGGACUCUCGUGUUUGAAAGGUCGAACAGAUCAUCGUUAGCUCGCUUACGCAGAAACUAGAGGCAACACAAGUGAUCUUUAACUUCAACUCUGGCUUUCUGGAUCCACUGCCUUAAGCUUUCAGACCCCGAUGUUUUACUUACUGGGUGAAGAUGAGGAGGGAUGAACGCGCAGCAACCACGACGACUAAGUCUAAUUUGACCUUUGACCUUUGGGUUGUGUUUAACUUCGUCUCGAGCGAGAAGUUUCUUGUCUAAAAAGAAAUACAAUAGGUAGCCGGUCGUCCAGAUGAACAAAAUCACAAAGUAUAUCCGCCCUCAGAGGUUAAGUGUUCAGCCAAUCAGGUUCAAGUUUGCUUUGCACGGAUACAUUAUUCAGUCAUGGUGGUUGCUGCUCUUGAGAUAAAACAUGUUGGUAGUUCAUGGCUGAGGAAUAGAGUGGAACACGCGCAGCGUCCUGUGCAAGGCCUUAAACCAGGCAGCCAUUUUCUUUCUCGUCUGUUGGACCCAUGUUGCUCGACCUGAACCAUCUUUACUCCGUCUUGAUCCCUGAAUUCACUUUUAAAACUCCCAGAACACAAAAAAAAAACUCAGCAAGAUGGUCAAACAAGCGUCCGAUUAUCGAACCUUUGAGCUGCUCUUUUAUUUAAAAAAAAAAAAAGAAAAGCAGGAAUAUUAGCGUAGCUAGCACUUGUAGAGAGACGCGCUCUCUCAUCACCUCAUGUAUAUAUUUCAGUUUGAGCUUCGCUUGUUUCCACACCAGCGUGAGGACUGAAAGCAGCACAGACCGACGUAGAAUAAAACCAGCUGACAGUUAACUGCCCCUCCCCUGAAACGUUGAAAUAAAUAAAGCAUCCCUGCAGAGGAAGUCGAGCUGGAAGCGGACGGAGAUGAUCCAUAUCAAACACUAUUUCGUUGGCGUUUGUUCUAUUUAUUGAGUUUGUGUACAGAUGAUGUAAAGCGAUGUUUUGGCACAGGCGUGUUUGUUCAGUAGUUGUGUGUGAUGAAAUAUGAAGUCGGAGCCAAAUGUUCAUUUUGUUCUGUUGCCGUUUUUUCUAAAGACGUUACAUUCCAGCCGUCCGACGACUUGAAGAGAGGGAAACUUGUGUUCUCCAUGUUUCUGUCUGUGUGGGAGAGUGAGCCGUUUCUACGCUCUCCUCUUUUCAGAGAGUAAAAACGCGGCGCUCCCUCGUGUCGACAGAUUCAGAUAUUGUGGGCUUGCACUUUAUGAAGUUUGAUAUUGUUAUGAUCCUGUUUGUCGUGCUUUAGGGGGAGACCAAAAAAAAAAAGAAAAAAGAUGAAUUUCCUCCCUUGUCCUUCUGUGAUUGUUCAGACCAGCCCUUCACACUGGUGACUUCUUUUUCUAACAAAGAGUUAAAGAUGGUGAACGAUGAUUUCCUGUUUUCAUCUGCCGUCACUUUUUUUAACCUCUUCUGUCUGAGAUGUGCGAAACAUGUCGGCUGGUUUCUCUCCUCUGCAGCAAUAACUGAAUUUAAAAACAUCUCACAGCCAGCGGUGCUCUCAACUAUGCUGACUGUGCAAAUCCAAUCAUGAUUUUUUUUUUUUUUUACUGUGCAGAGGAGCAGCGGCAGCGACAAGAACAAAAAAGCGUAAACAUAUUUUGUGCAUUUAUCAGAACAACAGAAGAAGAAGUGAAGAAUUGCAUUCAUUUAAAUGGUCAAAUAUUGCAUGUUGACAAAGUUUGUACGUUGAAUCUCAGACUGUCAUAUUUCUAUGUUUAUAACAUGUUAUUGUACGGUGUGUUUCCCUGACCUCUACUCCAUCAAAGGUCGAUGCAUCAUGGCACAAAAGAAGCGUUAUUGAAUGGAAAAUAACCCAAACAGUGGCGUGACACUGUUCUCUGAUCAUAGUGAUAUCUAUAAGAAUAAACAAGGUCACUUUUA
This is a messenger RNA of Labrus mixtus (cuckoo wrasse), 6106 nucleotides long. RefSeq names its product suppressor of cancer cell invasion (gene scai). Gene Ontology annotation, biological process: DNA-templated transcription. The transcript has 17 exons. Gene Ontology annotation, cellular component: nucleus. Bases 340 to 2037 code for a protein of 565 amino acids. Gene Ontology annotation, molecular function: transcription corepressor activity. The record is from RefSeq and is a predicted model, not a curated record. Lineage: Eukaryota; Metazoa; Chordata; Actinopteri; Labriformes; Labridae.